Cladocopium goreaui is the source of this 1135-nucleotide messenger RNA. Lineage: Eukaryota; Dinophyceae; Suessiales; Symbiodiniaceae. The record is from the annotation of a GenBank genome assembly.
GGGCUGGGCCAAAGGGCCGAGCUACCUGUAGCUCGAUGGAGGUAGAAGAGGGAACUCAGUUGCAGAAGGAGCGAGCACUCCUACUGGGGGAAUUGAGCACGCUCCGGGCCAAGUUUGAGUUGACCUUGCAAACAUUGCGGUCCUUGCUGGGUCUCCAGUUGAGUUGCUCAUGGGCCGACAUCGUUGAACACGUGGAGCUGCUUACUCGCUUGGCAGAUGGGCGCAAGACCAAGGAGGCCAAGGAGCCGAGCGAUGCGGAAGAGCGUGAAGUGGAAGAACUCCAACAGCUCCUGCUGAAUGCCGAAAUGGAUCUGGAUGAGAAAGAAAGGCAGCUUGAGGAGCAGCAGAAUCGGGUGCAGAGCCUUUCCAACGUUCUGGCGAAGCAACAGAACGUCUUGGAUAUGACUGCUGCUCAGAUCAGCAACCAGCAAGAGCAGAAGGACCUUGUGGCAAAGCAAAGCGAACAGCUGAUGUCCCUGACGCUGGAGCGGGAUCGGCUGAGAGAUGAACGCGACAGGCUGUGGCAAGAAGCCAAUCAUCUGCGGGAGUUGAACCAUGUGCAGCAGCGAUCGUUGCAAGAGAAGGAGAGCCAGCUGAGCUCAGCUGAAGCUUCUUUGGCAACAAACCAGCAAGCUCUCCUAAAGAGGGAGCAAGAGCUCUGCGCUUUGCAAGCGGAUCAUCAACGGCAACAAGUGGAAAUUGAGGAGCUCUGUGAGGCAGUUGCCUGGAGAGAAGGGGAGGUGGAUCGAAUCCGAUCCCAGUUGGAUAUCUACGAGGCUGCGGAACGUCGCAAGCACAGCUAUCGAUCUGGCAGCAGUUCUUUUUUGGGCCGCGUCGCGUCAGCACGAAGCCUGGACGGAUCAGAGCCGGGGUCUUCUUUGAGUUCAGCACAACCUUCUGCCCGCGGUGAGCGAAGGAACGAGUCAAGUGUGCCUUCCACACCUGGUGCUGGCAUCCAUGGUGCUGUCAGCCCCGCAUCCAGUCGCCGUGCCUUGCGGCCAGUAGCUCCGUUGGCGUCCAUGGACAAGGAGGAGCGGGCUGCGUUCUUGUCGCAUUUCCCAAUGGCUUCGCGAACCGAGAGGCACCUACGUCACCGAAUCAAUGAUUCAAAUCAUAGAUAUUGAGACUAGCAAAA